GCUGGAAGGUUGCUUCCCACUGGUGAUACAGCUGCGAGUUGCCUCACUGAGGUUUUACCCAGGCCUAUUACUCCAACUACUGUGCGAAAGUUUCGAAAUACAACAAAUCCAGCUCCAGGUGCUGAAAGAAUAUUCUACGGCAGAGCAGAUGAUCCUGACAUUGCAGCUCACUUGACACACGGCGUAGAGUCAUGUUCUUCACUCGGUGGAGCUUCAUUGAUAAAUCCACCUCCUAAAACUAAUUUUCAACAAAAAAUGCAAGACAAAAAAGAAGCAAUCUACUUUAGUAAUCGUCAAGCACCCUUGGGCAGAUCACAUGAUCAGUCUUCUAUGUUACCUAAGGGCUUGGAUAUAAUUAAUACUACAUUUGGAACAAAAGUCAUCCAAGAUGUAUCAGCUGGAGAGCUUAUAAAUCCACCAAAAACUUCUGAGGAAGUGGAUAAAGAAGCUAGAGAAGGACAUGAUCUAUAUAUUGUGUCACAUAAUGAUUAUUAUAUGGGGGAAGCAAUAAAUAGGAAGUAUGACUCUCCAAACUUCAGCAAAUCUUUUGUUUAUGGAAUAGAAACCCCUCACUUUAAAGAUGGGCGAAGUGUAUCCAACUCCUUAAAUUGGCUCUAUGAUCUGCAAUCGAAGAGAGCAGCAAAAAUCAUAUCAAAACGAAGUGAUGAUUUCAAGGAAAAAUUUCAACCUCAACUUGGAAAAGUCCUUGAUCCUAUAGCAGAAACCAUGAAUGUUCCUCCAGGCCAUACAUUUGGAAUGUUACUCCGUCCAGAUGAAUAUGGAGUUGGUGAUCUUCUUCAUUGCCGGGUUCCAUGUGAGGUCCUCCAUGGUAAAGACAGAGAGAGAGCUGUCUUGGCUGCAGUUCGUCAAAGCUUGAAGAAAGCUAACUAUGAGAAUUUUGACAUGUUACUAGAAGCAUGCAGGCAUUAUGAUAAGAAUGGUGAUGGAAUGAUAGGCAAGGAUGACCUACGGAAGUCCUGUUUUCAGCUUAAUUUGAAUCUAGAUGAGGAGCUGCUGGAUUCCUUAUUUGACUACUGUGAUUUAGAUAAAGGUGGUCUGAUUAAUUAUUUGGAGUUUGCAAACUUUCUGAACUGGAAAGACAAAAUGGCUGUUAAAGAGUUUGAAGAAAAAAUAGUUACAAAAGGGAAAAAAUUAGAUGCUUCUGUUAUGCCUGAAGACACAAAGAUAAAAGAUGAGCCACUGCUGAAGCAGGAAGAUCUUGUGUUAAAAGAACUGGGAAGCUCAGAGAAGACACCAAAAACACUUAAAAGAUCAACAGAUCAUGUAUUUGCAAAUUACCAAACAACAACUUCUCAGUAUAAUGCUGUAGUAGGUGGUCUCCCAACAACCUGUUAUCCAGUGUGUGGUGUUCCAACUGUUCGUUCAGAUAUUCCUGCUCCUCGAAUUCGCCGCAUCAGUGACAGAACUAAUUAUGGUGAUGAGGCCAAUGCUUAUGCAUUAUUGUUCCCUUCUGUCUUCAGUCAAAAGGGAGUGUAUGAAAGAGACUUUUUUAAAACAAGACCAAAGGCAGAGAUUGCACAAAUUCUCCGCAACAUUGGUGUGAACAUUUCAGAUGAAAAGUUUGAAGAGAUAUGGAAGCAAGCCUGUAUGAAACAUCAGAAAGAAGAGGUUUGUGUAGAAAGCAUCAGGAAUGUACUACGACCAGACCAAGAAGAAGAAGUAGAUGAAGCCUUCUACAAACAACUAGAAGUAGCCUCAAAAACACAUGCCCUGGUGCUUAUGGGUGACUUCAAUCACCCAGAUAUUUGUAGGAAAGGCCACACAGCUAGGCACACACAAUCCAGAAGGUUCCUGCAGUGCAUCGAUGACAACUUUCUGAUGCAGGUGAUGGAGGAGCCAACAAAAAGUGUGCUGCUGGACCUUGUAUUAACAAACAAGGAAGGACUGGUUGGGGAUGUAAAGUUUAGGGGUAGCCUUGGCCAUAGUGAUCACAACAUGGUAGAGUUCAGUAUCGAACAAGGAAGAAGCAGGGCCAUAAGUAAGAUUGCGACCCUGGACUUCAGGAGGGCUAACUUCAUCUUCUUCAAAGACCUACUUGGAGGUAUCCCGUGGGCUAGGACUCUAGAACAUAGGGGAGCUCAAGAGAAUUGGUUAAUAUUCAAGCACCACUUCCUCACAGCUCAAGAUUGGUGCAUUCCUUUAAGAAAUCAAGUAGAGGAGGCAGGAGGCCUCCAUGGAUGA
This is a messenger RNA of Phaethon lepturus (White-tailed tropicbird), 2202 nucleotides long. It is a transcript of the gene EFHB, whose product is annotated as EF-hand domain family, member B. The transcript is spliced from 13 exons. The record is from RefSeq and is a predicted model, not a curated record. The annotation marks the transcript as partial. Lineage: Eukaryota; Metazoa; Chordata; Aves; Phaethontiformes; Phaethontidae. Gene Ontology annotation, molecular function: calcium ion binding.